This is a messenger RNA of Saccostrea cuccullata (small rock oyster), 1827 nucleotides long. RefSeq names its product 5' exonuclease Apollo-like. Gene Ontology annotation, molecular function: damaged DNA binding; 5'-3' DNA exonuclease activity. Lineage: Eukaryota; Metazoa; Mollusca; Bivalvia; Ostreida; Ostreidae. Gene Ontology annotation, biological process: interstrand cross-link repair; telomere maintenance; double-strand break repair via nonhomologous end joining. The transcript has 2 exons. Bases 226 to 1827 code for a protein of 533 amino acids. The record is from RefSeq and is a predicted model, not a curated record.
AAGCUUUUGUUUCCGAUGUGAUUUUGUUUGAAAACAAAAAAGUGUUUUGCUGCAAUUUGGUAUUACUUGCGGGACGUACAACUUAUUCCAACAAUAUGGCUUAAAAAAAGAUUGUGCAAAAUCUUUUGCACACUUCUAGGAAUAUUUAGAACCUGAUUUGUUCUGCUGUUAGUGGUGUAUCAUGAGGCCUAUAUUAGUAAAAAGAAUCCUAAAACCUAGUGAACAAUGAAUGGGAAGGUGAUACCUGGAACUCCUAUUGCUGUAGACUUCUGGAAAAUAAGGGAAUGUCCCAACGCCAGACUGUUUUUCCUGACCCAUCUCCAUGGAGAUCACACCGUGGGACUUUCAUCCUCAUGGCAACACAAAAUAUACUGCUCGGAAAUCAUAGGGAAUUUACUGGAGGAGCAGUACGAGAUCGACCCCUCCCAGGUCUGUCCGUUAGAGACGGGAUGCAGUCACAUCAUGUACAUUGACACAGAUCAAAUUGAGCAGAUGACCGUGACUGUAAUAGAUGCUCACCAUUGUCCUGGCAGUGUCAUGUUCCUCUUUGAGGGAUAUUUCGGUAAAGUUUUAUACUCAGGGGAUUUUCGUUUUGACUCAAACAUGAAAGAUGAUCCACUGAUAGAAAACUUGUCUGGUACAGAUGUUGUAUACUUAGACAAUACUUAUAACUCUCCAAGAUGUGUGUUUCCAUCCCGAGAAGAAAGCCAGAGGAUAAUUUUAGAAAUUAUUCAUAGCCAUGAAGAGUUCAGUGUAAAGAUUGGAUUGAGAAACUUAGGAAAGGAAGAUCUCUUAGUAACAAUUGCUCAAGAUCUUCAGGAGUGGAUCAAAGUCAGCCCUGCCUUCUUCCAGGUGGCGGAAAUCUUAGAUCUUCCAGAUGUUUUUAUCACAGGAGAAACGGAUGCAAGAAUUGAAGUUGUUCCCUUUUACUCCAUCUCCAACAAAAAUAUUGAGAGGUGGAACAAGGAACAUCCUACAAUAGCUAUUCUUCCUACCUCCCUCUACACAGGAUUAGAGAUGAGUCCUUUCUGUAACCAGGACAAUGUGUUCAUUGUUCCCUAUUCUGAUCACAGCUCAUUUGAUGAGCUCACCGACUUUAUUAAGCUUGUCAAACCAAGGUCUGUUUAUCCUAUAAUUAAUGACAUGACCCGAGGUCCUUUUGGAAUAAGCAUUUCAGAUCGGGCAGAUGUCUCAGUUUUCAAACCUUAUCUCAGCAGUCCAAGAAAGAAAAAUCCUGAAAUUCCUGACAGUGUCAAGAGAUGGAUGUUUGGGAAUCGAACUCUACCUCCCUCCAGACCGCUGAACAAGAAACCGCUUGCCUUAAAAAGGAAGAGAUCUCUACAGAGCUUAAAGAGAGGAGUCCAUUUUGAUGAUUCAAUGGAGGAUUUUUCUGAAGAGAAGACAAAGAAGAAGAAAAUUCUCAACAACAAAGGAGGUGAUGAUAAAAAAUCUGGACCAGAGGAUAAAUGUGUGCCUACAGCAUGUGGGCAAAAUGUAGGACAAACUUCCGAUAAGGAAAAUUCAAAGGGAGAAAACUCUAAGAAUUCAUCUCGUAAAGAUAUUACAAAUCCUAAGAAAAAUAAGGUGGAAAAACUUAAAGUUAAGUUCAGUUGGAGAAGUGAAAGUGAAAGAAGAUCUGAAACAUCCUCUGAGCAUGUACAAGAAUAUGAAAGACAUGAAGCAUCUUCCAAUAUGGAGUGUGUAAGAGAACAAGGGGAAAAGGAGAUAGAAAGGGAAAAUUCGCCACAAGGGAAAAAACAUUCGUUAAAAAACUUUUUAAUGUAUGUACUGGACACAGACAUACCAGAAAUCAGGCAUGGAAAAUAA